Linum trigynum is the source of this 2802-nucleotide messenger RNA. The record is from the annotation of a GenBank genome assembly. Lineage: Eukaryota; Viridiplantae; Streptophyta; Magnoliopsida; Malpighiales; Linaceae.
UCCCGUCCCGUUGCCCACCAGUGUCCUUUCGUGAGAGUAAUAGGAAACCCUACAAGAUUGAAUUCUUCCCUUAGGUGGAGGGAAAAAGGAAAACCCUUCACACCACCAUACGGAGAUUUCUAGUUACUUGUGGUGUACGUAAGACCCCCCAUUUUGAGGUCAUUUCCAAAACUUAAAUGAUGAUAUUAAUAGCUAUUGGGGGUUUGCAUGAUAACAAUAAAUGAUGGCUUGAUGGGCAAGUUAACUAACAACGGCACACAUUUUACUUAAAACCUUCCUUUGAGUGGUUGCAAUUUGUUAUUUACCAGAAGUAGCGUUUGGGAUUAAGGAGGCCUAAAAUAUUUUUCGAGCUAGUUCAUACAUAUUUAUAUAAUCCUAGUCCUAGCUACAACCUACUCAAUUAUGUUGUAACGAUAUUUUGGUGAGAAGCUAGAACAAGUACAUCAUGCUAACUUUCUAUUACAAAUUCAUCGGUCAUAUAAGAAAGUGAGCCAGUGAGUCAUCAUACAAUGUUUGUCUAAUAUAUUAGUCGAAAGAAAUUAGUAUGAUCAUUGCAUAUUAAACAGUCUAUUAUUUUAACCUCUCUUUGUAAAUAAGAGUGAGUGUGAUUCCUAGUAUCUGCUGUGAAGGACUCUAAAUCAUAUUUGGAGAGUUAACAGGGCUAUAGCCCCUUCCAUGAUUAAGGAAAUGGGAACCCUAACCCUCUAACUAACUAUCGUUGCUUCAAUUAAAUGAUGGGUAGGUUUAUCAUUAGUUUAGCCAUUUUUUAGCAAGUGGGUGGGUGGGUCACAUUAAACAUCUUUCCGCCAUUUUUGUUUAAUUGUAUUAUUAACCAAGAUGGCAUUGUUUGAUUUGAACCUAUACCUAGGAAAGAGGAUAAGAAGUUUCCCUUUUUUGAAUCUUAUCCUACCAAAGCCUAGUAAAAACGACAUCUAAACUAAUGUAUAUCUAAUAAAAACUAUAUAGGAUUGAUGAUAUAUUCGAUGAUCAUGUGAACAUUUUAACAGCAAACCUCCACAUAACUUUAGUAAAAUUAAUUUUGAUGAGAUGAUUUGUUCACUUCGGACAAUUUAAACUGGUUAAUGAUCCUGUGUUCUUUUUCUAUACGUUUUUAGGUGAAGCACACGUGUUUGGUUUUAUAGUUAAGACCCUUGGUUUGAGUCAAAAUGAACUUUUGUUACUUGAUUAGUUGCAGUCCGCAACAUUCUGAGCCCAUUCGAGCAUCCGGCCCAACCCACGAAACAGUUCUCCCCCGGGACAGGCAGGGUUUACUUCCCUAAUCUCUGCCGCCUGCCGCUCUUGUUUUUCCUCUUCCUCUCACAAAAGAGAAGGAGCUCAGAUCUGCGGCUAAUAGGUACGACCAACGGCCGUCCGGCAGCGAAAUAAAGCAGCAAAACACUACUAGAUCCCCCAUCAUCGGAUAGUGAUAGUGUGUGAAGAAUGGAUACCCCAAUUCAUCUGCAAGACAUAGUCCCUGCCGCCCAGAACAACAUAAACACGACGUUCAUACUGCUGGAGAAGAGCAGGGUGAAUAAGAACAGAGGGGAAAGCAGGACGUGCAUGGCGCUGGUUGCCGAUGAGACCGCGGCCGUGCACUUCGAGCUGUGGGGCGAGGAUUGCGACGCUUUUGAGGAGGGAGAUAUUGUUCGAUUGGAGAAGGGGAUUUUCUCCAACAGCGGCGGCGACUACAACAAGAUGAUGGUUCUGAGGGCAGGGAGGAGGGGGAGCAUAAAGAAGGUUGGGGAAUUCACAAUGGCGUUUGUGGAGACGCCCAAUAUGAGUGAAAUCCAAUGGGUUGUCGAUCCCAACAAUCCCAAGAAGUACAUCCGGCAGGAAGCAGCCGUUCUUUCUCCCCAUUCACGACAAGGGACACUCUUGAAUGCUCAGCUUCUGCAGGCGAGUUAGGCAUCUCAUAGCAGGGGGCAGAGUGGCUAAUCUUGGACAGUCCCUGAUACCCAGAUACUGAAUCGAAGUUAGGUUGCAGACGCCGAGAUACUUCAAGUCAUAAAUCUCCCAAAGUAGCAAACUCGAUAACUGAGAGAGUGGCGGGCGAACAAGACGAGACGAAUUCAUUAUCAUUGUACGAAGCAGCAGGCGUUCACUGCAUCCAUACAGCUCCAACUCAGCAUCAACGGUUGGGAAGAGAGGCAUCCGAUCCAGUUUGGGGCAAAGAACGAUAUCCAAGCGAGAAAGAGCAGGAAAAUAGGGAAAACCGUAGUUGUCGUCUUCAGCAUCGUCAUCACUAACAUAAGCCCCCUGCUGAUUCCAUUCGAGCUCAUAUGGGUACCGGCAGUUAUCUCUAAUGCCCUGAAGUUUUGUGCAAUAUUUGAUGCAGAGCUUCUUCAGAUAAGGGCAUAAUAGAUGCAAUGGCGGAAGGUACUCACAUUUUGUGCAGCCCGUUAGUGUAAAUUCCACGAGAUUGGUCAUUGUAGACAACCAGUUGGGGAGAUUCGCACCUUUGUAAUUGAUGAUCACCAAUUUCUUAUAGAUUUGGAUGGGGGCAGAGCAUUGUUCAAUGUCCAUUGCAAAAUUAAGGAUUGAAGCAGAAACUUGUUGUUUAAGACAUAACUACUGACGACAGGCUUGGCGUGUGCCAGGGUUCUAAUCUUCAACCCGGCUGCUGCUCCAAUCUCUUACCCAAUGUCGGUCUCUUCCGUUUCUUGCUCUUGCUUGUAGCAAAAGUUUGUAACUUUCAUAUGGAUCGUUUCAAAUUACUUUACACCAAAACAUCAGAUAACCGUUAAAAUGUAUUAACGUAAGGAAUUUAAAUUUUACAACGAUGAAUAAUUUGUAAAAACGUAU